Messenger RNA from Alternaria ethzedia, 1410 nucleotides. RefSeq lists its product as uncharacterized. The transcript has 2 exons. The record is from RefSeq and is a predicted model, not a curated record. NCBI's taxonomy places the organism in Eukaryota, Fungi, Ascomycota, Dothideomycetes, Pleosporales, Pleosporaceae. The coding region runs from base 1 to 1410 and encodes 469 amino acids.
AUGGAUGGAUUACAGGACGACACAACACUCCCCCCGGUAUCCAGCCCGGUUGACGAAGAACCCAGCUUCAUUUCCGAAGAGGAAGAACAGGAAACGAGAGAAGAUGCCAUGCUGGAAAGAAUUCGACGCCCGUACGUCGAAUACAAGAAAGCCCAUCCUCAGGGCAAUCUGUGCGAACGUUGCGCUGGCAUAGAUUGGUCGCUUCUUUCAGACGAGACUCACAAACAAGCCCAGAUCAAGCUCAUGGGUCGCAUCUACGCCGAGUCAGAGCUGGUCAUUAUUGCUGCAGCGGGCAGUACGUCCCAUUACGGACUACCGGGUGUUUCUUCGAGACCCCGUGAAGCACAAAGAAUAAUCGAACUAGACACAGGCGUACACUUGAUCGAGAUGUUUGAAGUAGAUUGGAAAUUGAACGACACAGUGUGGGGUGAGAGAGGCUGGACCCACCAGGAGGGCUAUCUGGCAACACGUAGACUCGUCUUCACCGACAGCGAAGUCUUAUACUCAUGUGACCGUGGAACAUGGCAAGAGUCUGUACAGCGACCUGGAAUCGACGACCACAGCUUUUACAUGAAAAACGAUUAUCCAGGUUUUCCGCUAGAUAGUAGAGAAGAAUCUCGUAUCGCCCACGUGUUGAACAACUACUCAAAGAGAAAGUUGUCCUUCGAGGGCGACAUCCUCAACGCUUGUACCGGAACUUUAGAAAAGCUUGUCGACCUUCACUUUUGGGGUAUAGUUGCUAGGGUCUCGGCUUCUACCCCCAAUACCCAGCUCUCCUUAGAGUGGCGCAGCUGGCCUUAUCCUGGCCGAAAAAGAACAAAUUUUUUGAGUUGGUCGUGGGUAGCAACAACUGGUCACAAAUUGAUAGAGGUCAAUACUCACAGGAAUGACCGAAGCUUCGUCGCCGAGGUCCUCACAACGGAUGGACGUUGGUUGACUUCAGACAACCAGAUGGAGAGUCGAUACGACCCUUUGCCCGAGGGCUCCGGUCCUACUCUGCGACUUACAGGAUCGUUCUACACGGCCUCUUUGAUGUCCGGCGAACUCCAGAAGCGUGGAGAGAAAUCAGAGGACAGGUCUUCAAUCGUUUUUCAGCACACUGGUGUUAUUGGAGAUGAAACUGAAGUAGUUUUCGAAGUGUGGCUCGACACUGAACUCACAGAUGCUGUCUCGCCAGAUCCUGUCAAAGCAGUACCUCUCAAUGGUCGAUAUGAAGUGGGCGGACAUUGGGAAGUCGGUUGGUGUCCUGCUUUUAUGGUCCUCCAGGCUGUCGGAGACCAUUACAGGAGGAUUGGCGCUACAGACAGAGAUUGUUUGAUCCGAUCAAAGAAGACUGGGCUCACGAGGGAAAUGGGGCGGGAUGAUGUAAUACCACGCCCAGGUGAUGAAGAAACCAUUUACAUUGAGUGA